AUGGCAGAUUUACUUCCGAAAACGCAUCAAGAUUUUGCAUUGACAGAUUACUGGGAUAGUUUCUAUAAAAAGCGCGAUCAAAAAUCCUUCGAAUAUUAUGGUGAAUAUAGUGAUCAUUGCGUCUUACUUCAUAAAUAUUGCCGAAAACAAGAUAAGAUAUUACAUGUUGGCUGCGGUAAUUCGCGUCUAAGUGAAGAUCUAUAUGAUGCCGGCUUUCAUGAUAUUCUUAAUAUUGAUACGUCGGAUGUUGUAAUACGUCAAAUGACGGAUCGAAAUCAUCAUAAACGCCCACAAUUAAUCUUUCAAAAGUUAGACAUUAAAGAUACACAUUUCGAUGAUGGUUACUUCAAUGUCAUUUUGGACAAAGGAACUCUAGAUGCUAUGACUGCGGAUGAGCAUGGACUUGAUCAACAAAGUAUCAAUGCCAUGUUUACCGAAAUUCACAGGAUUACUCGCGUAUAUGGUCGAUACAUUUGUAUAUCGUUAUGUCAAGAGCGUUCACUAAAGGCAAUCGUGGAAUGGUUUAACUCUUCCAAACAAUGGAUGAUUCGAAUCCAUAAGGUACAAACUGCUGAUAUGACAACUGAAAAGAGUCAAGGAUUGCAGCUACAGGUUUUUGCAUUAGUCUUAACAAAAAUGAUGCCUCCAAAGGAAAAUAUGCCAGCUAUCAAACCGGUAUUGCGCAUUGGAGAAGAAUUUCAAAUUGAAUUGUGGGGUAAAGAUAGCACCAGCAAUCCUCGGUAUAGUUUAACCUUGGUCGAUAGUCCACGUGCUAAUAGCAAGAGCGGUAAAUUCGCUGUAUUUAUUGUGCCAGAAGGAAGAGAGACGGAGUGGAUGUUUUCAACAUGCGCUGGUCGAAGUCAGUUAGCUGCAGAUGCUGGUUUUGAGCGAUUGGUGGUCGUUCAUUUGCAGCGUGGGCAUCAAUAUAAAGACAUGCAGACGAUUCAGGAUGAGCUCUCAGCAAAAGUUCUGGAACUUAAACCUGAUGGGCUGUCCCAUAAGCAUCAAAUUCCAUACUUAUCAGUAGGUGACAAUCUUGGAAAUCGGACAGUCAUCUGUGAAGGAAAAUCUGAACUGAGUGGAGAAUACAUUAUAGAAGACGUUAUUGUUGAUAAUCAAAAAUUUAGGAGACUUCUAUUUUUAAGUAAUAAAAAUGUUGUCCAGUCGGAGGGCCUACUAAGAACAGUAAAAAAGAAAAAGAAAAAGGGGAAAAGUAAUUCCAGUAGUACUCGAGAAGAAAUUAAUCACUUAUAUCUCGCUUGUAAUCAUCAUGCAGUUAUUGUUAGCGGGCUAUCGCUAAUGGAGCAGUUGAUUGACAGUCUUGAUACCGGAUUUAAUGUAUUGUUAAUUGGCUUGGGUGGUGGAAACCUGCCUAUGUUCAUGCAUAAAUUGUUACCGCAGAUAUCUGUGGAUUGUGUAGACAUUGAUGAGGCUAUUGUCGAUGUCGCAGUUAAAUGGUUUAACUUCAAAGCUGACGAUAGAUUAAAUGCCCAUGUUGAUGAUGGUCUUCAAUUCAUAGAUCGUUAUGCACGUGGAAAAAGAUACGCUAUUGUAAUUUUUGAUGUCAAUUCCGGAGAUAAUACUACUGGCAUGAGUUGUCCCCCAAAACAGUUCACAACUUUAGACUUGCUUCAGAAUGUAGCUAAUAUGUUAUCAAAGAACGGCAUUUUCAUGUUAAACUUGGUAUGCAGAGAUAGUGAUCUUAGAGCUGAAGUGAUCGGCAAUGUAAAAUCAGCGUUUAAGUACCUUUUUUCAGUUAAAAUCGAGCAACAGGUGAAUGAAAUCAUAUUCGCAAUGAAUUCUCUAGAAAAUCCUAUUUUUAUUGAAAAAAUUAAAGAUAAGAGAAAAGUGAGUGCACAUCGUAGGAUAAAUGGUGGGAUAGUUUAUACACGAAAUUUUACGAGAUUAACAACUAUCACAAAUUAA
Trichoplax adhaerens is the source of this 1926-nucleotide messenger RNA. RefSeq lists its product as uncharacterized. Bases 1 to 1926 code for a protein of 641 amino acids. NCBI's taxonomy places the organism in Eukaryota, Metazoa, Placozoa, Uniplacotomia, Trichoplacea, Trichoplacidae. The record is from RefSeq and is a predicted model, not a curated record. The transcript is spliced from 13 exons.